AUGACAACAAUGGAAGGGGCCAGCGGGUCGAGUUUUGGAAUCGACACGAUUCUGUCUAGUGCCAGUUCGGGCAGCCCGGGCAUGAUGAACGGAGAUUUCCGCCCGCUCGGUGAGACGAGGACCGCGGAUUUUAGGAGUCAGGCCACCCCGUCUCCCUGUUCGGAGAUUGACACCGUAGGAACUGCGCCUUCUUCUCCCAUCUCGGUUACCUUGGAGCCCCCGGAGCCUCAUCUGGUCCCCGACGGGCCUCAGCAUCACCACCAUCUCCAUCACGGCCAACAGCCGCCGCCGCCGCCCGCCGCGGUCCCCACGCAAAGUUUGCAGCCUUCGCCGCCGCAGCCGCCGCAGCCCCAGCCCGCCGCCCAGCAGCUCGGCUCGGCCGCCUCGGCCCCCAGGACUUCCACGUCUUCUUUUUUAAUUAAGGACAUCUUGGGUGACAGCAAACCCCUGGCGGCGUGUGCACCCUACAGCACGAGCGUCUCCUCUCCCCACCACACCCCGAAGCAGGAGAGCAACGCGGCGCACGAGAGCUUCAGGCCAAAGCUGGAGCAGGACGAUGGCAAAACCAAACUGGACAAGCGGGAAGAUUCCCAGAGCGACAUCAAAUGCCACGGAACAAAGGAGGAAGGAGACCGGGAGAUUACAAGUAGCCGAGAGAGUCCCCCAGUGAGGGCUAAGAAGCCUCGAAAAGCCCGAACCGCUUUCUCCGACCACCAGCUCAAUCAGUUGGAGCGGAGCUUUGAGCGGCAAAAGUAUCUAAGUGUCCAGGACCGCAUGGAUCUGGCUGCUGCCCUUAACCUCACUGACACCCAGGUCAAGACCUGGUACCAAAAUCGAAGGACCAAGUGGAAGCGGCAGACGGCCGUGGGCCUGGAACUCCUGGCCGAGGCGGGGAACUACUCGGCUCUGCAGAGAAUGUUUCCGUCGCCUUAUUUCUACCACCCCAGCCUGCUGGGCAGCAUGGACAGCUCGACGGCGGCGGCCGCGGCCGCAGCCAUGUACAGCAGCAUGUACCGGACUCCGCCGGCCCCGCAUCCCCAGCUGCAGCGGCCGCUGGUGCCCCGCGUUCUCAUCCACGGCCUGGGGCCAGGGGGACAGCCAGCCCUCAAUCCUUUGUCUAACCCCAUCCCAGGCACCCCGCAUCCCCGGUGAAGAAGAAAGGAAGGCGCCGCAGUCCUCCCCCCCCACCCCCAGCCCUGACUUGGAUAGCUUCCCCACCACCUCUUCCCAGCACCAGGCCCACAGGCUCCUUCCUUGGGAGGCAGAGGAGUCAGAGACCAGAAGCUCCCCAAUGGGCCAGGGCCAGGGGCGGGGGAGAGGAGAGGGGGGCUCCCCAAAGAGGAACUAGCAACUCUGCUUUCCAUCUCCCCUCGCCCCACUGCAGAGACAGGGUUGCAGCGUCCCCCCCCCCCCCGCAGCACUGGAACUGGCGAAAGUGCCGACCCCACUCAGAGUGCGACCAGUAAGUGACAACGCCAACAGAAACAAAACCUCAAGUUCUUAGAGCAAAUGACUUUCGGGACAAGCAGGAGGGAGGGAGGGGGGAGGGCUCAGGAGGGAUGAAAGAAGGGCAUGGAGAGGAGAAAG
Messenger RNA from Jaculus jaculus (lesser Egyptian jerboa), 1587 nucleotides. RefSeq names its product BarH like homeobox 2 (gene Barhl2). The transcript has 3 exons. Gene Ontology annotation, biological process: regulation of transcription by RNA polymerase II. The record is from RefSeq and is a predicted model, not a curated record. Lineage: Eukaryota; Metazoa; Chordata; Mammalia; Rodentia; Dipodidae. Gene Ontology annotation, molecular function: RNA polymerase II transcription regulatory region sequence-specific DNA binding; DNA-binding transcription factor activity, RNA polymerase II-specific. Bases 1 to 1152 code for a protein of 383 amino acids. Gene Ontology annotation, cellular component: nucleus.